UCUGAUUUAGACUCCUUCUGACCAAACAAAGGAAGGGGGAGAGAAAUGAAAAAUAGUAGCAUUUGUGUCAGUAAAAAAUUCUAAGGGUUAACAUAACAUGGUGUAAACUGUUUCAUCUGUUGCUCCUACUUGCCCAUUUUAAUCAGCAGUUACUAAGUAGAGCUUAUAUGCACUGAACUUGAAGAAAGCUAAUGGGAUAUCUGCAUAAUGUUGUACCCAGAGUACUUAUGCCAGAAUAGGAAAGCCUUUAAUUCUGUAAUUCUCUUGAGUCAAGAAAAGCUUUCUGAAGAGUUACUUUAAAUUUAAACUCUCAUUCUAAUGUUAGGCAGCCUGUUGGACCUCCGAGUUAAAAAUUGCUUCAGCUUUAGUUACUAGAGCCAGAUGUAACAUUGACCUUAAAUGGUAAAAGCUCCCAAGAGUGAAAGAGAGGCUGGCCCGAGGGGAAAAAGAGGAAUAACUGAAGUUUUAGGCACGACCAGGGCAUGCAGUGAUGUAUUGAUGAGCACACUGAUGUGUUAAUGAGCACACUGAUGUAUUGAUGAGGACAGUUCCCUGAUUCCUGGGCAGGUAUCACACCUGCAGAUCACGAGGCCUCCCAGCGCUUAUGCCUUCAGGCUAACUUGAAGCAGAUACUCCCAGCAGUGCAUGGUCCUCUUAGUCCACAUUGUUGCAGCUCCACGUGCUUCACGCUGCCCACCAUGCCAACCUUACCUGAAGACAAGGGACAAGCAAAAGAGGCACAGCACAACAGUUCUCCUACAGCCAAAGACACAACUGUUGAAGGGACAACAUGCAACACACCUUCUAUUGUUCUUCCAGAGAAUUCUGUGACGCCAGAUGUAGAAAUUGAUAAAUAUCUGGUUAACAGGCCUCGUAGUCCUCAUAGGAGACAUUCUAACUGUGCCACCAGGAAUUCAACAAGUUCACUGACUUCUGUUGACAACAGCGGUCAUGUGAUUGAUCUGGUAAAUGAUCCACUCCCAGAUGUCAAAAUAUCAGAGGAAGAUAAAAAGAAGAACCUUGAAUUGUUAGAAGAAGCAAAGAAAGUGAGUGAGAGGUUCCUAACACGCAGGGGCAGAAAGUCAAGAAGCAGCCUCCCAGAGUCACCCACAGGGUCUGAUGCAUGCACAACCACUAGUAUUGAAUCAGUAUCUCCAGGGCAGAAUAACAGAACUGUGAAAGAGGAUGACAGGCAAACUGCAGAGAAUGCUUCAAAAGGAUUAAUUGAUAGAAGGCAGAAUGAUCAAAGAAAGAUUUCUCAGGGAAGGUUGGUUCCUCGUUCUGCUGUUUUUGAAAUCUCCAAAGAGAAGCUCUCAGACCAAAAAGAAAACUUUGAUCCACGUAAGCAUAUGGAUACUUUACCUAAAUGCUCCCCUUCAUCUGGUGAUGGUGGCAGAAUGUCUCUUAACACUUGCGUGAAUGUUUGUGAAAAUGAACUUGGAAAAUCAUUUCUCAAGAAAGGGAAAGAGAAUGAUGUUCCUUUAAGGUCCCAUCUACCAGGACCAGGAAUAGGAAAUGUGGACUCAAAGCUAAAAGUUCCUGUUGCAGAAAUGAGGGACCAUAAAGUUCCGUGUAAACCACAAUUUAAACUGUGUGGGUUGCGUCCUCCCCUGUUACGGGCUGUGUCCUGGGAUAGCUUGGAGCCUGGACACAAAGAGAAAACACCUUUGAAAUUCGCAUCUGAGGAAGAGAAAAGCUUUGUUGGUAAUAAAUCCAGCAACCAGCUAAAAACUUUCAAAGACCUCCAAAUCCAAGUUCAACCAGUUCGAAUGCAGAAGCUGACAAAGCUCAGAGAGGAGCAUAUUUUGAUGAGAAAUCAAAAUUUAGUUGGACUAAAACUUCCUGAACUUAGCGAAGCAGUGGAACAGGAAAAAGGCCCUUCACCUCUACCUUCCCCCACUGAAGAGGAAGAGACAAAGAACAGCUCUGAUGUUAUGCCCAGCAUUCCUGAUGUAUUGCUGCGAAAACUGCGAGUGCACAAAUCGAUUCCAGGAAGUUCCCCACCACUCACUGAAAAAGAAGUCGAGAAUGUAUUUGUCCAGCUCUCCUUGGCCUUUAGAAAUGAUAGUUACACGCUGGAAUCGAGAAUUCACCAGGCAGAGAGAGAGAGAAAUCUUACUGAAGAGAAUGCUGAGAAGGAACUGGAAAACUUUAAAGCAUCCAUUACGUCUUCAGCUCACCUGUGGCACCACUAUGAGCACAGGGAAGCCUACCAGAAGCUCCUGGAGGACAUCGCGGUGCUGCGGCGUUUGGCUGCCAGGCUGUCGAGCCGCGCCGAGAUGGUUGGAGCUGUUCGCCAGGAGAAGCGUAUGUCAAAGGCAACGGAAGUAAUGAUGCAGUAUGUGGAAAAUCUGAAAAGAACAUAUGAAAAGGAUCAUGCUGAACUGAUGGAGUUCAAGAAACUUGCCAAUCAGAAUUCUAGCAGAAGCUAUGGUGGCUCUGAAGAUGGAGUUCCUCGUUCCUCUAGAUCCAUGUCUCUCACUGUUGGAAAGAAUAUGCCUCGGAGGAGAGUCAGUGUUGCUGUUGUUCCUAAAUUUAACUCCUUGAACAUUCCUGGUCAAUCACCAACAGCUUCACCUAUACCUUCAAUGCCAUCCCUGUCUGAAUCACCCAGUAAUGGAAAAAGCAACCUAACAUGUACUCCUGCUCUGCCAGCACUUCUAGAAAAUGGAAAGUCAAGUGGAGAGCCUGACUGUGAAACCUCAACUCCUGUGCUGACACAGAGUGGUUUGGAAGAGAUCAGUCGUGAAACUAAAGCCAAGAUAGAAGAGGAAGCAUAUAACAAGGGCUAUCAGGAAGGCUUGAAGAAAAGCAAAGAACUUCAGGAACUGAAGGAAGAAGAUGAAGAGACACCCAAAGAAAGUCAUGAUGAACAUGAAGAAAGUGAGAAUGAAGACGAGGAAAAAAACCUGAAAAGCAGCAGACUUGAAGUCAUCGUUAAUUAUUUAUAUAUCCUGUACCCCAAACUGUGCAAACACUGGAAUGUGGUGUGGCUUGUAGUGGCUGCAAUAGUCAUCUUUGCUGUGGUGUUGGGAAUCUACCAUUCCUACAACUCCUGCGAUGAAAAGUCAGAGGCACCUGAAGGGAAGGCCAGCUGUUCUGCUGCCCAUCAGUAUUCCUGGUGGAACUCAGGAUUCCGGCAGCGGCAACGCACAGAGUAGAGGAACAGGUCCCUGAGCAAGUUUGAGUAGUAGAGCACCGUCAUUAAAGGUAGUGCUUAGUGAUUCCCCAUGGCUGUUACACGUGAUCCCUUAGGCAAGUGAGUUACUCCACACCACCAUGUUUGGGGUACAUGGUGAGCAUAUCUUGCCAAGAUGGCAGUCUGAGAAAUAAUCCCGUCUGUCCUGUUAUUCUAAAUAACUUGUACAAAUACAGUAUUGAAGCAUGAUAAGGUUGUGGCAGUAAUCAGCAGCCAGCAGGACAUUUGAAAGAAUGAUUUGCACAGGAGAUUGACAUUUUGAAGACCAUCAUAAAACCUAUAUUUGCACUUAGUGCUUUAUUUUGCAUGUCAUAAAUUUAUUGUUGAUUGUUGAAGUACUAAUUGCAUUUAAGUCCUAUGUGUUUUAAGACUCUAAUUCAUUUCCUUAUUCAUGACUAUUGGUUAGAAGUAGAAACUCUUCCAUGGAAGAAUAUAAUUAUAUUCUAAGACCAACUGCCUUGCUGCUAAAGUAAUUUUAUAAAGGUAUUAUCUAUAUGAUUAUUUAAAUGGAAGGCUAAGUACAUAAAUAUGUUUUAUAAUAUACUUUAAGAAUGGGAC
This is a messenger RNA of Malurus melanocephalus (red-backed fairy wren), 3757 nucleotides long. RefSeq names its product inositol 1,4,5-triphosphate receptor associated 1-like. The transcript has 21 exons. The coding region runs from base 699 to 3161 and encodes 820 amino acids. Lineage: Eukaryota; Metazoa; Chordata; Aves; Passeriformes; Maluridae. The record is from RefSeq and is a predicted model, not a curated record.